AUGGACCUUGUUUUUCAAAAGAUCUGUAGUUCUCGAAGCUAUGACGACUUUGAUAAACUAGGGGUAUCACCACAACUUGUACAUCAGGUUGUAACCAGUGCAUAUGCACCGCGGGUUUCCACACUCAGUACCAAAAAAGCCGAUCAGAUGGCAUCUAGGUUCGGCAAGGUUGACAACAUACAUACCCUCUUUGGCUAUUUUGAAAAUGUGUUUAGUUUUGGAGAAAAUUUUGACAAGCAAAUUAGUUCCAGUGUGGCAAAUAACAAGGAACAAUCACUGAAUGGAUCUGGGUGUGUAAGAUUCGUUGGUGAUGUUUUGAACUUUAGCACGAAACAAGUGGAUCCCGACGAGCUAUUUAACUUGGAUUUUUUUCAAAAGGAAUUGAAAGACUAUAAAGAAAUGACUGUCAAUAGCAUUAGGCUGAUAGAUGACGCCGAGCUGAACUAUGACACAUACAGACGAAAUCACAUACAAAUUGAAAGAUUAGAAAAUAGCAUCUAUCUAAAAAUGAUAUCCUUGGUGAACAUGUCAGAGUCACCAUCAAUGUUUGAGUGUUUCAACCAUCCGGUAAUGCAGCUGGUUGUAAUAUCAGCAGAUGACCUUAAGGAAGAUAUAGAUGGAAUGGUUUCUACUCUAGAAAAAAGAAAAUAUCCCAAGUGGAUAGAUAUUGAUUCGAUACAUCAGCAUAUACUAAUCAUAUUUGAUCAAUCUGAUGCUUCUAAUUUGCAGAAUGCUUUAAAAAUUCAGGAGGAGUUAAAGUUUGAGAAAAAGAAACAAAGUACCGUUGUUCCUCUAAAUUUUACAGAUUCCAAAUCCCCUGUUUUAAAACUAUACCCCUCAGUUUUUAGUGUCAAGGAGAAUGAUGAAUUAGAAGAUGGUAGUAUUUUCAUAAGUCAGGAACUGUUUGAAUCUUUACGAUUGCCCUUACAAUCAAUUGUAAGUCGUGAAUUGGUACUGUUCAUGAACAAUAAAAUAAAACUGUGGCAUGAAGAAGUGGUUACUCCACGCACAAGUAUUACUGGCAGACUCUUUGGUGGGCGAAAAUGGGGUGGAAGUUCCAAAACUAAUUUUUUCUCCUUUGGUUCCUCUUCCACCUCACUUGCCGGAGGCCAAAAGGAAGAUACCAUCUUGGGGUCUGGAUACAAUAGUUCUGCAGGGUAUUACAUGUACAAUUCCCCAGAGAUGAUCUUAAGAAAACUAGGAGACUGGUAUUUUAUGUUGGGAGAUUAUAAAAAUGCAUACUCAACAUAUGAGCUAAUUAAAAAGGAUAUGACAAACGAUAAUGCCUUCCCUUAUCUUGCUUCCCUACAAGAACACAGUGUACUUUCUCUCUUAAUAGGAGCUAUUCAAAAAGCAGGUAGCGGAUCACAGCAGCUGACUCUAAAGAUGAUCUCAACAGUGAUUAACCCCCUGGUUGAGUCAUCAUUUUACUCUUAUCUAUCAAGAUGCAAUUUAAAAACCUAUGCAAUAAGGAUGAUCAUACUUGUGUCCGAAUUUUACUUUUUGCUUGGACAGCAGACAGCAAUGACUACAAAGCCAGGUUCUCCGAUUUCACCCAGUGAAAUAUUUUUAACAGAAUCUGUGAGGCUAUUCAAGAAGCUAAUAGACGCAAAAUUGAUGGGUGAUUUGGCUAAUGGGUUUUUAAUACAAAGAGUAGCUGUUGUCUAUAGCUCAUAUGAACUACUAUUUUCCUUCGAUCCAAAUUUUUUGUUUGCGCCGGACGAACCAUAUUAUGAGUCAGAAAAUGAUCUCAAGAAAGUGGUUACUAACCCCAACAAAAAUUGUUUUGGGGUAACAAGAAAUAGAAAAAUGAUUCUCUGGCUACUGCUAGCUACUCGAGCGUUUAUAGAACUGGGGGAGCAUGUAGAAGCAGAAUUGACAUUAUGGAAGGUUGCUACUGAGCUCAGCCGUGAUACUUCAAAGGGAAGACGAAAUGAAUGGCUGGAACGUCGAGAUGGCCUCUUCUUUGAGUUAAACACCAAACUUGAGAACAAGUAA
Pichia kudriavzevii is the source of this 1998-nucleotide messenger RNA. RefSeq lists its product as uncharacterized. Gene Ontology annotation, biological process: endoplasmic reticulum to Golgi vesicle-mediated transport; protein localization to phagophore assembly site. The record is from RefSeq and is a predicted model, not a curated record. NCBI's taxonomy places the organism in Eukaryota, Fungi, Ascomycota, Pichiomycetes, Pichiales, Pichiaceae. The transcript has a single exon. Gene Ontology annotation, cellular component: TRAPPIII protein complex; phagophore assembly site; cytoplasmic vesicle. Bases 1 to 1998 code for a protein of 665 amino acids.